UCAUGACGCUGCAUAAACACUCAUCAAUAUUCAUGCCAGGCGGCUGCUUCUUCCUCUCGUGCAACGGCUGCAUGCACAUCGCAGACGUUGGCCGCGGCCCACUGCCUGGUCGUGGGCAGACGGGAGCAGGUAAGAUGAACAACAGAUGGCCUGGAAAACAACAGACACCAUAACUUGGUACCAGAAAAAGAUAAAAGAGGUCCAAUCUGCUAACCAUUUCCUAAUGAUUGGAGCAUACGACCAGCAAAUCUGGGAAAAGUCCAUUGAGCAAACAGAGAUUAAGGGCCUGCGAAGUAAACCUAAGAAGACUGGCCGAAUAAAGUCUGAUCUGAUUGAUGUUGACCUUGUAAGAGGAUCAACUUUUGUCAAAGCUAAGCCUGAAAGUCCAUGGACUGCUUUAACACGGAAAGGCAUAGUACGAGUGUUGUUCUUUCCAUUUUUCUGUCAUUGGUGGAUCCAGGUAACCUCACUAGGCAUCUUUGCAUGGCUUCUGCUUCUCUACAUCUUAGAAGUGAUAGCAAUCGGCUUAUAUUUGCUGGUCCCAGUGUUGUAUGUCAGUGAAAUUGUCAGCCCAAUGGUUCUGAUGCUGCUUCUGGGGACGGUUCACUGCCAGAUAGUCUCAACCCAGAGGCAGACUCCGUCACCCACAAAUGGAGGGAAGCGCAAGAGAACUACGCAAUCAAGGCACUUAUCUAGAAAGGUUGGGCGCUGCUCUACGAUUCCUGUGUCCAACAAUGGGAGAGAUGCUCAACACCGAGCUGCAAAUCGAGGUUCAGAGGAUAACUCCAGUGAGGAAACGGAGAGCCAAGCACGGCAUUUGCUAAGCCAGCAGAAAGUGAAGGGGACAUUAACAAUGCUACGAUUCCGAAGAAGUGCACAGGUCAAAGCAGCUGCAGUUUCAGAGGGCAGAGAGAGAAUCCCAAGGUGGGAGGUUCCAAAGCGAGACUCUGACAGCUUGCAGGACUCCGAGUUUGAAUCGGCAGCCCCAAAUCCGGAUAAUUCCUACUUGAGCUUCAGCUCCCUGAGCUGCAGUAAUUCCCGUCAGGACUCUGAGAGCAGUCGGCAUGGGUCAGAGACUGAGGAUAUGCUAUGGGAUGAUCUCCUAAAUGGGCCUCGAUGCCAUUCCUCCUACAGUAGUGAGAGUGAGUGUGAUAGUGUGCAGAGAGUGUCUCUGCAGAAGAAAGAGUCCAAAGAUGAACAGAACCACCUGCACUGGUUGUACAGCAGCAGCCAGAGUUCAGACAGAGUCAGCGCCAUUAUAUGGGAAGGAAACGAAUGCAAAAAAUUUGAUAUGUCUGUACUGGAAAUCAGUGGAAUGAUCAUGAAGCGGGCAAAUACAUUUGAGCAGCAUGAUGGUUACCGGAUCCUGGGAUACGUGGUGACAUCUGUCCUCACCUUGCUACCAUUUGCAUUUCGCCUUUUCCAGCAGAAGAACCUGGACCAGUUAGCUUACUCCUCCUUCUCUGAGUUACUGACAAUCAGUUGUGGUGGGAAGCCUGAUGGGCCUCUCGUUGUCUUAGUGCUGAUUAACAUUUUGGAGCGGUUCUGUCUGAUGUGGAUGUUUUUCUUCAUUCUUUGUGUGGCAGAGAGAACAUACAAGCAGCGCUUGCUGUUUGCCAAGCUGUUCAGUCACCUGACAUCAGCUAGGAAGGCUCGCAAGUCUGAGAUUCCUCAUUUCAGGCUGAAAAAGGUGCAGAAUAUUAAGAUGUGGUUGUCACUUCGCUCAUACCUAAAGAGGCGGGGCCCUCAGCGAUCAGUUGAUGUGAUUGUUUCGUCAGCAUUUUUACUUACUUUGUCCAUUGCUUUUGUCUGCUGUGCUCAGAUCCUUCAUGGACACAGCAGCUUCUUGGAUUCUUUGUAUAACUGGGAGCUCCUCAUCUGGGAGACAUCACUGGCUGUUUUCCUGCUGAGGCUAGUUACAUUGGGGUCAGAAGUCAGUAGAAAAUACAACAAUAUUUCCAUCUUGCUCACAGAACAGAUCAAUCUGUACCUUAAAAUGGAAACCAAACCCAAUAAAAAGGAACAACUUACCCUUGUCAACAAUGUGUUGAAACUUGCCACAAAAUUACUGAAGGAGCUGGACUCCCCUUUCAGACUCUAUGGACUGACCACAAAUCCACUGCUGUAUAACAUUACCCGGGUUGUCAUUCUGUCUGCUGUCUCUGGAGUGAUCAGUGAUUUGCUGGGUUUUAAUCUAAGGCUGUGGAAGAUCAAGUAACCUGCAGGAGUUGAGGUGAAGAAAGAAGAUACCCAAACUGUCCAAGAUGGAGAAUGUUUGUCAUUUUCCUCCCUGUCAGACUUGAUGCUUACACUAGCAAAUGUGGAUAAUCUAGGGUGAAAGUAACUUAAAAGUUCUUUGAUGGUACAAGUAAAUGUAGCAUAUUGUAAUCAUUUGUAUUGUCAUACCAGGACAAAAAUGAAUGUGGAGGAAGAAAGUGUAUUUUACCCCUAGUCCAGGGGUCCCCAACCUGAGGUCCAUAGACCCCUCAGUUAAUGGUAGGGGUCCAUUACCAAAAAAAGGGGACCCCUGCUGUAGGAUUUCUUCUUCCACAUUUAUCCAGGCCCUUUGGUUUAAGCACUGGCUGAAUUUCACAUGACUACUGGUCCUGUUACCCCCCCCCCCCCUCCCCCAAGCAAAAUCCAUGUGUGGUAAAAUAUUUAAGUUCCUGCAGAGCAGGCUAAAACUAUAUAGCCCAAGACUGGUACUAUAACUAUUGUAUCCAUGGACAGAAGGUGCCGCUAAAAUCAUGUUGUUUAAGUAAUGGCCUGGUGGCCAAUUGUCACAGUUGGUCUGUAAUGUUAGAAGUGAAAUCUGCCAGUUCUAAUUAUUGCCAGCUUAGCUUUCAAAAUAAAGGAAAGCUUCUACUUCA
This is a messenger RNA of Hypanus sabinus (Atlantic stingray), 2870 nucleotides long. RefSeq names its product putative homeodomain transcription factor 1 (gene phtf1). Gene Ontology annotation, cellular component: endoplasmic reticulum. The record is from RefSeq and is a predicted model, not a curated record. The transcript is spliced from 19 exons. Bases 146 to 2218 code for a protein of 690 amino acids. NCBI's taxonomy places the organism in Eukaryota, Metazoa, Chordata, Chondrichthyes, Myliobatiformes, Dasyatidae.